Ornithorhynchus anatinus (platypus) is the source of this 1309-nucleotide messenger RNA. It is a transcript of the gene SLC51A, whose product is annotated as solute carrier family 51 subunit alpha. The record is from RefSeq and is a predicted model, not a curated record. The coding region runs from base 109 to 1215 and encodes 368 amino acids. Gene Ontology annotation, cellular component: plasma membrane; endoplasmic reticulum membrane. Gene Ontology annotation, biological process: bile acid and bile salt transport. The transcript has 8 exons. Lineage: Eukaryota; Metazoa; Chordata; Mammalia; Monotremata; Ornithorhynchidae. Gene Ontology annotation, molecular function: transporter activity.
GGAGGAAGAAGGAGAAAGGUGGGGAGAGAAAGAGAGAAGCAGAGAGAGAUCAAGCUAGUUACCAGCUGAAGGCCUUGACCACUGCCCCAGGCAGGGACCACCUAGAGAAUGGCGGCCGCUGUAUCGGAGAGCCAGGCGGAACCCAGGUUCCCAGACGAGGUCCUGGAGCUGAUCAGGGCCAACUACACCAUCCCAGAGGCCUGCUUUUCCAAACCCCCGACGGCCAUCCAGCUCCUGAAACAGCUGAGCCCCGUGGAGCUGGCCAUCACGGUGCUGCUCACCCUGCUCACCUUGGGCUCCGUCGCCAUAUACGUGGAGGACGCCGCCUACCUCCGCCGGAACAUCCGCUGCCCCAUUAAGCGCCGGACGCUGCUCUGGAAGAGCUCCGCUCCCACGCUAUUACUCCAUCUGCUUCUACCUGCUGAUGCUGGUGAUGGUGGAAGGCUUUGGAGGAAAGAGGGCGACGCUGAUAGCUCUGAAGGAUACGCCGAUGGUCGUCAACACGGGCCCCUGCUGCUGCUGCUGUCCCUGCUGCCCUCCCUUCACCAUGACCAAGAGGAGGCUGCAGCUGCUGAUGCUGGGCCCCUUCCAGUACGCCUUCCUCAAGAUGGUCUGCGUCCUGGUGGGGUUGCUGCUCAUGCCCGACGGCAUCUACGACCCCUCCGACAUCUCCGCAGCCAGCACGGCCCUCUGGAUCAACACCUUCCUGGGCGUGUCCACUUUAUUAGCCCUCUGGAGCCUGGCCAUCGUCUUCCGCCAGGCCAGGGAACGCUUGGGCGAGCAGAACAUCAAGGCCAAGUUCUCUCUAUUCCAGAUGGUCCUCAUCCUCACCGCCCUGCAGCCCUCCAUCUUCUCGGUGCUGGCCAGUACUGGAGCUAUUGCCUGUUCGCCCCCCUUCUCCCCCAAAAUCAGGUGUCGGGUGAUGAACUGCCACCUGCUCAUCAUGGAGACCUUUCUGGCAACGGUGGUCACCCGGAUCUAUUACCGCCGGCGGGACGACAAGGUCGGGUACGAAGUCUUCUCCUCUCCGCCGCCCGGCUCGGACACCCAAGCCUAGGGGGGUCGGGGCCGGCCCCGAGGACUCCCCGCCACCCCUCCCGGAUCCGUCUCGGACUUUCCCGUCGACGGCGGCGAGGGCCCGCGGCGGGUCGCCGCCGGUUCGGAGGGCGGCACCGGGCCGGCUGCCCCGGGCCGCGAGGCCCCGGUGAGGAAUAACUCUGAGGCCCCGGGACCACGGGAACCGACGGGACGCCCACGGCCGAGAGCUGGCCGCCGGGGCCUGGCGUCGCCACCACCAGUCAGCCAGUUA